This is a messenger RNA of Pimephales promelas (fathead minnow), 3710 nucleotides long. RefSeq names its product lysophosphatidylglycerol acyltransferase 1 (gene lpgat1). Lineage: Eukaryota; Metazoa; Chordata; Actinopteri; Cypriniformes; Leuciscidae. Gene Ontology annotation, cellular component: endomembrane system; endoplasmic reticulum. The record is from RefSeq and is a predicted model, not a curated record. Gene Ontology annotation, biological process: phosphatidylinositol acyl-chain remodeling. Gene Ontology annotation, molecular function: acyltransferase activity.
UGCACAUUUAGUUUGGUUCUGGGCCGGUAUCAGUGCGCGUGCUUUCGCCGCGUCUGCGCGUGCCCGCAGCCAGUAGGAGAUCCAGAAACAGAGCCAAAGAUCAUCAUCAUCAUCAUCCUCCUCAUCAUCCUCCUCCUCCUCCUCAUCAUCCCGGAGGAGAGGCCCAUUGAAUGCAUGCCCGACACGCCUUACCCGGAACGCAAAGAUGAGUUUACGCGUCUGAUCUCAACCGUGUGCUGUGUUCGAUUCGGGGAUUUGAGAGCAGAUCCGGAGGUUCGGCCGCCCGUCGGUUCGAUGCGAGACUACACCAACAUGCGCGUGUGUGACUGAGGUGCAUGCAUCCGACCAGGACACGGACUCUAGGAACCGAGUCAAGCCGUGGAGCAGACGACUUGCAGCUCACGGGUUCACCGAUCAUCAUCAUCCGCUACAUGUGACCGAACCGAACCGUCCGAACCCAUCGGCAGCUUCACCAGCGAGCUGCGCUUUAGCACGGCAGGACAAAAAAGUAUGGCUCCCCAUCUGGACGCGGCUCGCAAAUUGUUCUGGAUCUUAAUGAAGUCGCUGCUCCGUUUCACCUUCAUGUUUGUCAAUAACUGUGUUGCGAUCCCGUCCUACUGCCUCUACCUGAUAGCCCUUCAGCCGUUAAGAGUUCUGGAUGCCCACACGUUCUGGUACAUUGAAGGGGUUAUGUUCAGGUGGUUACUGGCAAUGGUGGCGUCUUGGGGAUGGUUUGCAGGUUACACAGUGACAGAAUGGGGUGAUGAUGUGAGACCAAUGACUGAAGAUGAAGCCAUGGUCAUAGUCAACCACCAAGCCACAGGAGACGUGUGCACCCUAAUGAUGUGCUUGCAGGACAAGGGCACGGUUGUACGAAAGAUGAUGUGGUUGAUGGACCAUGUUUUUAAGUAUACAAAUUUUGGGGUUGUGUCCCUGAUUCAUGGGGAUUUCUUCAUCAGGCAGGGCAAAGCAUAUCGAGAAAAGCAGCUAAUUUACCUGAAGGAUCACCUAGACAAGUAUUACUACAGCAGAGACAGGAAGUGGAUUGUGCUGUUUCCUGAGGGCGGUUUCCUGAGAAAGAGACGAGAGACAAGCCAAUCCUUUGCCAAAAAGAAUGACUUGCCCUACUUGACUCACGUAACACUGCCACGGCUGGGGGCCACACAGAUUAUCCUGAAGACCUUAGGACCCCAGCAGGAAAACGGCAUCUUGGGAACAGAAGGAAGUCCACCAGUUCAAACUACCAAAGCUAAAGGACUACAGUGGGUAAUAGACAUGACCAUAGCCUACCCUAAUGCAAGACCCAUGGACAUUCAGACAUGGAUUUUUGGUUACAGAGAUCCAACAGUCACACAUGUACACUACAGGACAUACCCUAUAAAGGACGUCCCGCUAGAGUCAGAAGCACUGGCAGACUGGCUAUAUCAGCGAUUUGUGGAAAAGGAGGAACUUCUGGCUCACUUCUACAAGACAGGAGCUUUCCCUCCACCAGACGGCCAAAAAGAAUUGCUCUCCCGAAACAUGACCCUCGACAACUCCUGGCUGUUUUUAGUCCAAACGUUUGCCUUCGCCUCGGGCUACAUGUGGUACAGCAUUCUACAUCACAUCUACUGCUGGUUCUUCUGACCGCUCUGAGGAGAGCGAAGCGCGCAGGUCGGGAGGAGACAAAGAGCCCCGAAUGCCAUUCUCCUCUGCCGGAUGGUUGAAUGUACCCCGCAGGACGACUCCAGUUGCUGUAUCCGAUCGCGGUCCCCAUCCUUAGUCACAUCCACCCAGUCCCUGCCGCCCAUGCGUCUAUCCUUUUAGAGUUGCGUAGAAACCAGUUUGACAUGUUUACACAUGUGCGCUCACAUGCAGAGAGAAGAUUAUGCACAUCUAAUUGUUUACUCAUGCACAUGUGGACACGCCUCAUUGUUUUGUUUUGUUUUUCUUUGUUUUUACAAUCAAAAUUAGGCUCAGGAAUAAGCCAGAGAUAGAUCCGUCACGUCCUCUCAUUUCGCUCAUUUCCUGCCAUGUGAGCUCCACCCCCUUUUUAUCGUGAACUCCCAAACAGGAUGACUGAAAUUAGUUUUCAGAGACUGCUGUCCUCUUUGGAAGAGCCUCCUCUGGCCUUCAUUGCACUAUGAAUCCUCGUCGCCCCCCCCUCCCCCGACGGAUUUCUUCUUCCUCGUUUCGUCUCAUGUUGACUGGAUGCCGUUUUUCUAUGUGUAUUGUCAGUAUUGACGGUGGAACGAUUGUGCUGUUUACACUGGCAAAAGGGGGAUUCGGUCUCGGAAAACGCGUCGAAGACGAAACCGCUUGUUUUAGAACCUAUAAAACAAGGAGACUGCAUCCUCUAUGGGACUUUUACACAAUCAACGCCAUACAGACACAUCUAAGCGCACCACAUGACUGCCACACGACCGAUUCGAUUGGACUAAUACCCCUCCCCUCCAACGUUUUACAAAUACUAAGCCAUAUGCUUAUCUUAGGGUCAAACGGGGGCGGACAUUCUACUGACUGAACUGUUGUGUUUGUUCAUUGUCCCAAAAAAAAAAAAGAUUUUAAUUUGUUGUUGUUGUUGUUUUUUUUUUGAGUCAAUUGGUCUCAUUUCUGUAAAUGUGACAGCAUAACCUGCCUGUGUGAUUGUGUGCGACUGCCCGUUUUUUUUUUUGUUUUUGUUUUUUUACAAAUUUUUUUUUUAGAUGCACAUAAUGCCUGGUAGCUUCAUGUUAUAUCAGAGUGUUGGCAAAUAUCUGUUUAAUAGUUCCUUUUCCCCCUCAUUCUGUGGUUCAUCUUGUACAGAAAGGAGUUGAAAACAAGUUGUAACGGCCCGAGUCGCUUUCUGUGUUUUUACUUCUGAAAUAUCAUGAAUGUUGGAGGGAAAGGCAGUUAAAGGAGCUUCUGUCCCGGCAGGUGCUUUACAUUUGCUCUCAGUAUCUGAGCGUCAUCUCGUCUGCCAUCCGUUGAUCGCGUUCUGCUCAUCAAAAAGAAACCGUCUUAAAACUGCUGCCACACAGAAGGGAUCAGAGAGGCGUAGAUUCAGCAAAGAUUUUAGACUAGCUUUAGACUAUCUUGAGAAGACUGGAAACAUUUUCCUCGAGCUUGAGACAGAAUUGCAUUUUUCAUGUGUGAAAUUGUGUGUGUGUGUGUGUGUGUGUGUGUGUGUCGAUGGGGAGGAAUGCCAUGCUUGAGUCUGUCUACGUGUCAAUGGAAUAUGGGUGAGGUCCAGCAAUAAUGUACUCAAAAAUAAAUGCCCAUGUUGUGGCGUUUUAAAGAAAACGAUGCUUAGAUGUACAAAUUAGACAUUUGUAGAUGAAAACAUUGCACCGUAACUGUCAUCCCCAGCCCCUCUUAACCCGAAGCCAUGUCGUCUGUGAAAGUGAACUUUGUUUCUAUAGCUUGCCAGAUUGAAAUGUGUAUGAAGCCAGAAGACUAAAGCCAAGUUUGAUGCGGACUGCAUUCAGAGCAGGCUUACGUCACCCCGCGAGGAUCCCACACACAGUCUGGGGGUUUCUCGUUUCGUCAGGUGGAGACGUAACUUUGUAUGGUUUUAUGUUUAAAAAAAGAAAAGUGUGAUAUCUCUCUAUAUAUUAGCGAUCUAACCAAAUUACAAUAGAAUGGUCCAUAAUUUUCAUUUUGUACUCCUGUUUUUCUCUUCUUAGCUACCCAGCCAUUUUACAACACACAAAUGAAUUGUGCUGGAAUAAAAAUCAUGCGCAGCAGUGAAA